This is a messenger RNA of Prorocentrum cordatum, 183 nucleotides long. The record is from the annotation of a GenBank genome assembly. NCBI's taxonomy places the organism in Eukaryota, Dinophyceae, Prorocentrales, Prorocentraceae.
GUGGUGGGAAUCGACGUCUACAGGUCGCUAGACGGCACCGAGUGGCUCGGCUUUGCGGCCUCGCUAGACACGCACUGCACUGAGUAUUACUCUUGGGCGACUGAGCUCAAGCUCGAGGAUGCGCAAUCAUCUGAGCAGGGCGCCACGAGCUUCCGCACAAUCAUCUCCAUGAAGCUCCAGCAG